ACCACGUGUACUGUGUUGUCAAAGCCUCCUGGAGCCCAAUAUCCCGGAAGCUGUGAGUUCUAAAGAAGUUUCUGUACUCGAGGGCCCGGAGUCUGUGAGCCCCCAACCAUGAGCGCCCCAGGCGUGCUCUCCUUUACCCAGCAAGGCUGGGAGCAGGUGCUGGCCAAAGUGAAACGGGCUUUGGUCUAUCUGGACGCCGCCUGCGCUGAGAGCCUGCACUGGGGCUGCGGAUCCACACGACUUCUGGAGGCGGUGGGAGGUCCUGAGUGUCACCUCCGGGAGUUCGAGCCCACCGCAGUUGGCGGUGGAGCCAAGCAGCCUAAGGCGGUGUUCGUGUUGAGCUGCCUGCUGAAAGGCCGGACUGUGGAGACCCUACGAGAUAUCAUCUGUCGCAGUCAGUUCCAGUACUGUGUGGUGGUCACGGCCGUGAACCACGCUGUGCACCUCACCGCUAAUCACGUGCCGGCGGCUGCAGCGGCCGAGCUGGAAGGGCAGCAACCGGUGUUCGAACAACUGGAGGAGAAGCUGUGUGAGUGGAUGGGCAAUAUGAACUACACCGCCGAGGUGCUGCAUGUCCCGCUGCUGCUCGCCCCUGUGGCUCCCCACCUCGCCUUGACUCCAGCCUUUGCCUCCCUUUUUCCACUGCUCCCCCAGGAUGUGCAUCUCCUUAACAGUGCCCGACCUGACAAGAGGAGGCUAGGAAGCCUGAGUGAGGUGGAUGCCACCUCCCUGACCCCUGAGCUGUUUCUGCAGAUCAGGUGCCUGGUGUCAGGCCUCAGUUCUCUGUGUGAGCAUUUAGGGGUGCGGGAGGAGUGUUUUGCUGUAGGCUGCCUCAGUCGGAUCAUCGCUGCAGAUCUGGCUAAUUAUGCCCCUGCCAAGAACAGGAGGAAGACUGCCACAGGCAGGGCAUCAGUGGUCUUUGUGGACAGAACUCUGGAUCUCACGGGCGCAACUGGACAUCAUGGAGACAACUUGGUGGAGAAGAUCAUUUCAGUGCUUCCCCAGCUUCCAGGCCACACCAACGAUGUGACGGUGAACAUGGUGGAGCUUACGGCACUCCAGAAUGAAGAGCAGAAUCGGAGUAUGGUCGCAGCAGGCUGUCUUGCACAAUCCAACGACACAGCAGCCAAAGCCCUGUGGGAAGCCUUACUGAGCACCAAGCACAAAGAGGCAGUGAUGGAAGUCCGGAGACAUCUAGUGGAAGCAGCAAGCAGAGAAAACCUGCCCAUCAAGAUGAGUAUGGGUUCAUGCAGCACGACUUCACCCCUGCCCCAGCAGGGCCUUCCUGUGGCAGCUGCAGAGUCCACUUUGCAGUUCCGCCCCCACAUGCAGAAGCAACUUUAUGGGCCCGCCUCCUCCAGGGUGGCAGCCCAGCCAGGAGUGCUCAGUUCUUAG
Messenger RNA from Suricata suricatta (meerkat), 1395 nucleotides. RefSeq names its product sec1 family domain-containing protein 2-like. Lineage: Eukaryota; Metazoa; Chordata; Mammalia; Carnivora; Herpestidae. The record is from RefSeq and is a predicted model, not a curated record. The transcript is spliced from 4 exons. The coding region runs from base 109 to 1395 and encodes 428 amino acids. Gene Ontology annotation, biological process: intracellular protein transport; vesicle-mediated transport.